Molecule: messenger RNA, 3065 nt
Organism: Durusdinium trenchii
Lineage: Eukaryota; Dinophyceae; Suessiales; Symbiodiniaceae
Source: the annotation of a GenBank genome assembly
GAGUACUUAAGCAUGCUUAGGCCAUUCUUGCCAGGGCCUACUUUUACUCCUGGUGCUACAUCCGGAGGAUUUUGAACAGCCUACUUCCCCAUAGAGCCCGGAGGGUGCAUGCUUCAGAGCUUUGAACUUCAUUUGAUUUUGCCAGAAUACAGUCGACACAAUCUUCCGCAAAAGAUCUGCGCAAUCUUCCGGACAAACCACAGGCAACUCGAAUGGUCCUUCGCCUUGAGCGAACCUUCGCUUUUCGGAGUGUUUUCAGACGACAGAAACCAUGUUUGCAGCUGCCUCCCAAAAGCCCUCGCAAACAGCUUCCUAGAUACUUAAGUGCAAUUUGUUCAAGCCUUUUCAGAGAGCUUAUGAUGUGGCACAGACAUCGUGACAUCGCCAAGCAUUUGAGCGGCACGGCCUCGUUGCAGUGUGGCUUAGAAAAGUUGGGCAGAUUUUGUGGAGACUUUGAGCGCAGCCAUGGGUUUGCUACGCUCAGAGCAGAUGAAAUAUGGCCUGCUGGUACUACCAGUGAAUGAGGCCCACCGGAUUGUCGCACGGCUCGGCAAGGAUGCCACGCUACAGUUUGAAGACGACAACGCCCGGGACAUGCGCCGGCCCUACCGGAAGCACAUCCAGCGAAUCGACGAGAUGGAGCGGAUCUUGCGCUUCCUGGUGGGCGAAAUCUCAGGCAUUGAAGGCUGCGAGAUCCUGAAGAACAAGGUGGAUGAGUUCAUGCGCUUCGAGGAUGCCUAUACACUGGAAGGGGUCGAGACCGAACUCCAGUCCUUGUACAAGCACUUCAUGAAGUUCAAGGAGAACAAUGUGAGCCUGACCAAUGAGCGUAAUCAGGCCGUUGAGGAGGCCGAGGUCGUGGCUGUGGCCAAGGGUAUGUUGGCGGGCUCCAUGGGCGGUCCCCACCUGGAUGUGGACGACGAGUCCUUCGAAGCGAGUGCCAAGAAACCACUGGUGGAAGCAGAGGGUGGUGGUGGCAGGCUUGGCUACCUCGCUGGUGUGGUGCCGAAGGUGGACGAGCAGCGCUUCACGCGAGCCCUGUGGCGCGCGGCACGCGGCAACACCUUCGCGCAGUUCACCCCCAUCAGCGAGACGGUCAAGGAUCCCAAGACAGGUCAAGAGGUGCAGAAGAGUGUCUUUGUCGUGUACUUUCAGGGCGCGGGUGGACCAAUGCAGCAGAAGGUCAUGAAGGUUUGUUCAGCCUUUGGUGUGAACAUGUACAACUGGCCAGUGAGUUCGGAGCAAGCUGCCUCGCGACACGCGCAGCUCAAAAAGGUUGUGGCUGAGAAGGACGCGGCGCUCAAGGGCUUUGCCGACUUUAUGCGCUCAGAGGCCCAGGACCUCUUGACGCCGCCCAGUCAUAGCCCGGCCGGUAAUUCCAAGAUCGAGGAGUGGCGGCUCUUUUGCAUCAAGGAGAAGGCCAUCUACAACAUCCUCAACCUGUGUUCCGGAGAGAUCGCUUUGAGGGUGAACGUGUGGUACCCCGCGACGGAAGAGUCCAAGAUCAUCGCGCUGCUUCAGAAGCUGAACGAGGGCUCUCAGCAGGGUGCCUUCCUGACCCCGGAGAAGCAGGUGAAGUCGGUGGCUCCGACCUACAUCCGCGUGAACGACUUCACCGAGGGCUGGCAAGAAGUCAUUGACACCUAUGGCAUUCCCAAGUACCAGGAGGCAAAUCCGGCUCUCCUCUCAGUGGUCACCUUCCCCUUCAUCUUCGGCAUGAUGUAUGGGGAUGUGGGCCACGGCACCUUGUUGUUCCUCGCGGGGCUUUGGCUGUGCAAGAACGCCGAAUCCUUGCGCUUCAGUCAGCCGACACUGUUCAUGGUGCGCUACAUGGUGGUGAGCCUUGGUUUCUUUGCCACCUAUGCGGGCCUCAUGUACAACGACUUCUUUUCGGUGGGUCUUCAGAUCUUCGAUUCCCGCUGGAAGGAGGUGGGUGAAGGCAUCUACGAGCCGGACUACGAUGUGAAAAACUCCGGUGGUCGUGGGCCUUACCCCUUUGGACUCGACUGGGCCUGGCAUGGAUCCAGUAACGAGCUCCUCUACGUGAACUCUCUGAAGAUGAAGCUCUCGGUGCUCUUCGGAGUGCUCCAGAUGACUGUGGGCUUGUUCUUGAGGUGGGGAAACGCCUUCUAUGAGAAGAACAUGACGGAUUUCAUUUGUGAGUGCAUCCCGAUGAUGAUCUUCAUGCUGUGCUUCUUUGGCUGGAUGGACGUGAUGAUCCUCUACAAGUGGGUUCAUCCCAUUGACAACCCUCCGAGCAUCAUCAACUCGCUGAUUUGCAUGGCGAUGGGGCAACAGGAUUUGUUCCCUCUUUGGGAUGGUUCCGUCGAGAUGGCCCAGAACCUCAUGCUGUUCACCAUGUGUUCAGUGCCGAUCAUGCUUUUUCCCAAGCCCUUUAUCCUGCUCUACCAGCACAACCAGACGAAGAAGGCGCGCGAUGGGAAUUUUGUGGCGAUCGAGGAGGAGCCAUCGAACAACCACCACGGGCAUGGAGAAGAGUUCGAAUUCGGAGAGAUCUUCAUCCAUCAGAUUAUUGAGACCAUUGAGUUUGUCUUAGGCACCGUCUCGCACACGGCCUCCUAUUUGCGCAUUUGGGCCUUGUCCCUGGCGCAUCAGCAGCUGUCCUUGGUGUUCUUCCAGAAGACCAUCACCAUGGGUUUGGAGAUGUCAUUCCCUUUGAACGGCAUCGUGAUUUACCUGAUGUUCGGCGCUUGGUUCGGCAUUACACUGGCAGUGCUGUUGGGCAUGGACGUCUUAGAGUGCUUCUUGCACACCUUGCGUUUGCAUUGGGUGGAGUUCCAGAGCAAGUUCUACAAGGCAGAGGGCCUCAAGUUCGCGCCCUUCUCCAUCCAGAAGCUGGUGACGCCUACGGAUGAGUAGAGUACAAGGGUGUGACGGUCCACCAGAGUGCCCAAGUGGUCCAAUCGGGCCCAGAGUACGUUUCGUUUCGGGCGCGAGGGGGUCACUCGGGCGGUGUCCUCAACGGAGGACGUUUUGAUUUAGCCAUGGGAGCAGGGAGCUGGAGGGGCUCGAGAAGGAUGUUGGACAAGGUUGGACUAGGUCCG